GAAAUAGAUAAAUUUGUGGAAAAAAUGUAAUCGUCUACAGCAUAUAACUGUCAUAAUCCAAAAAGAAAACGAUCACCACACACAACACAUCGAGACACAAUUUUUUUUUAUUUUGUUUUCGUUUGCCAAUUUGUAAAAAAUAUAGAAUAUAUUUAUAUAUCUAUUUUUGAUUUUGAAACCAAAGAAUAAGCAAGUGCGUACAAUAACAGACAUUUUUUAGAAACUCGAAAAAUAAAUUGUGAUGCAAUAGUUUCUGAUACAGCAACUCAAUUAAAGUGUACUAAACUUGAAAAAAAUUGACGAAUCAUUCAUAUAAUUUCGUCACUUCGUCAGUGUGUACUACGAUCGAUAUAAGCAGAUUGAAAUUUGUGAGGUCACAUUAUUUCAUUUGCUCAUACGAACAACAUAGUUAAUUGAUUGUAACUUGAAACCAAUUUUUUAUGUGUUGAAGAACGCAUUGUUUUUGUUUGUUCACUUCGUAUGUGAUUGAAUUUAUCUCGAUGGUGUGAUUAAUAAUAUCAAAACGAGAACAAGAAUUGAAUGCGCAAAAAGUGAAUUUUUGAUUGUGACAGAGAAAAAAAGCGCAACAACAACAAUAAAAAGAAAAGGUAAAAAGAGAGAGAAACACACGGUGUAUGUGAGAAUAUUCAAAAAAAAAAAAUUUGUUUUCGUUAACGAAGAGCGUGUGGAUGCCAAAACAACAAUUUUGUGUAUUUAAUUGGUGUGUUUUAAUGUUCGUUCGGGAUGUUGCAAUAAAAAUACAAAAUUUCUCCAUCACAAUUUAAACGAAUGAAAAGUGACUUAGUCCAUAAUUGUGAUUAUUUGUUGAAUCGUGUGUGAAAAAUUGAAGUGAAAACGAAAUGUCGACGGAUCCAGUGAAAUCGAUUGAAACAAAUGACGUGAACUAUGUGUGGAACGCAACCGAAUGGGAUUUCAUCCCCGACCCAAUUUUAUUGAAAAUUCUAACCCAAUUACCUGUUCGUGAUAUUUUAAAUGUAAGUGAAUGUUGUCGACGAUGGAAUGAUAUCAGCAAAGAUGAUUAUCUAUGGAAGAAGGUGUUUCAACGCGAUUUUAAAGUCGAUAAGUCGAUUGCUUUAAAACCAGGCGCUGAAUCGUGGUACAAGGAAUACAAACGCUUGACUUAUAACAUACCGAUGGUGCUAACCGAUGAUCUGCAAUUUGCUCAUGCUCACCAAGUUUUGCAUGUCAGCUUCUCUCACAACGGCCGCAUGUUUGCAACUUGUUCAAAAGAUGGUUUCGUUCAUAUAUGGAAUUCAUCGUAUCCUGCAACAAUCAAAUACUCGCAUGACAUGAGAAAAUUUAGUUGGAAAUAUACUCAAUACUCUCAAUUUAAUCAAAGUGAUACAUUGUUGUUGGUGUCUGGUGUACAUUUUGGGUCGCCACACUCAACAUCCGGUGAAAUAGCUGUGUUCAGUGUAACAGGCGAUUCACAUUUACGAUGCCGUGUUGUGAAUCGACCAUACGACAUCUUUGGCACUUGGUUCAGUGACCAGCAUUUGAUUUCGGGCGAUCUACACUGGUUGGCACAUUUGGUUAGCACAUCGGUGCUAUGGUUGAAUAAAGCAAAUCAAGAAGUCGAUUCAGAACAUGUUCCGAUCAUGAAUCAACUCUAUAAAUUCUAUAAUCGAAAUGCCAGCUCAAUUCGGGGAAUAAUGAUAGCGAACUGUCCGUGGUUGGAAGACGAUCAAAUCGAUGACACACAAAUGACAUCGAAAGAAUCAAAUAAUGAACCAUCAACGUCGUCGGAUGAUGUUAAACGGGCUGGUAAUCCAUUGUCACAACCAAAACUGAUACAGAUUCCUACAACUGCUGGAGCUACCUCUGCUACAGUUGAUAGUAUUCAGUUUCAACAGAAUCGCGGCAUUGACAAUUCACGAUCAAUUCAUUAUUUGGACUCCUUUCGAGAGGAGUUCGAAGACAAUCAUUGUGACAUUGAUAACUCAUUCGAAGAUAGUGAUUUUGAUGAUGAUAGCCAAACAAUGGACGAAGAAAUGGAAGAUGAUUUUGAGGAUGAUGACCUUGAGAAUCUUUGCCCAAAGUACUUAAUCUUUUCAACUGGCUCAAAAACAUAUACACCUCACCAAAUUGGCUUUAAGCGUAUACGAAACGUUAAUUUUCCAAAGAAACUUGAACCAGGGCCGUCACUCAAAGAACGACUUGCGGCCAAAGAAAGAGAGAAAGCCCUGCAGAACAACGAGCGUGUUGACCCAGAUUGGCUAGAUUACGAUUCAGUGGCAAAUCGAUUUGAUAAAGUAGACAAAUUGAUCGAUUUGCAUGGCCACAUCAUUGGCAUGGGGUUGAGCCCUGAUCAACGGUACCUAUAUGUGAACAGCAGACCAUGGCCAAAGGAUUAUAUCAUUUCAAAUCCACUGGAACCGCCGCCAAUUGCUCAAGAGAUUGAUAUUCAUGUCAUUGACUUAGCUACGUUGAAGAAAGUUGGAAAUAUGCUACGUUCACACAAAGCAUACACACCAAACACAGAAUGCUUUUUCAUAUUCUUGGAUGUUUGUGAUAAUUAUGUUGCCAGCGGUGCUGAAGACAUGCAUGCAUACAUUUGGGAUCGAUAUUAUGGAAUUUGUUUGGCCAAGUACCAGCAUACAGACGUAGUGAACAGUGUUGCCUUUAACCCACGUGAUUCGGAAAUGUUAGUUACGACCAGUGAUGAUUACACCAUUAAGAUUUGGCGAUCAGUUGAUCGGUGCCGUGAACUGAAUGCAACAGAGAUAAAACGGGCCGUUGAAUUUCGCAAAUAAAAUGGAUAUGCAAGUUAACUGGAGCGGGAAUUGAACUUUGUUACUUAAUAAAAUGCUCGAACGAUGUUUGUGUUCAGAUGUGCAAUUUGUCUGACAAUUAGAAAAGUGAUCAAAAUUUAAAAAAAAUAUACCUAUAUAUUUCAAAUUUAACUUAAUGAAAAAAAAUAUGUCAAAAUUAGUGCAUUAUAAUGAUAUUGCCAGAAGAAAGAAAAAAACAUGAAAA
Contarinia nasturtii (swede midge) is the source of this 2997-nucleotide messenger RNA. RefSeq names its product F-box/WD repeat-containing protein 5 (gene Fbw5). Gene Ontology annotation, biological process: protein ubiquitination. The record is from RefSeq and is a predicted model, not a curated record. The coding region runs from base 861 to 2774 and encodes 637 amino acids. Lineage: Eukaryota; Metazoa; Arthropoda; Insecta; Diptera; Cecidomyiidae. Gene Ontology annotation, molecular function: protein binding. Gene Ontology annotation, cellular component: Cul4-RING E3 ubiquitin ligase complex; SCF ubiquitin ligase complex. The transcript is spliced from 9 exons.